AGAAGAAGGUGAAAGCGACCGAUGCUCGUGUUUGAUUGGUCAGGCCUGCUGCGCUCGCAUCGAUGAGCUCGAGCUCGGUUACUUCUGUCUGUUCCGCGGCUCAUGGCGCUGUUCUGUGAGUUACAGUUGUGACACAAUAGCAGUGUGUAUCGUUAUCUAGGGGCCGGAGUGAACAUGGGCCGUCACUCAUCAGACAGCGAGGACAACAGUCGAAGCAGGAGGAAGAGGAGAGCGAGAGGCCGUUCUUCAUCGUCCAGCUCCUCUCACAGCAGAGUGACCAGCCGCAGCAAACCCUCCCACAGACGCACACGCUCCAGAGACCGAAACAGAGCCGCAGACAGCAGGCACAGAAAACGCUCCAACAGCAGCUCCUCCAGAGGGUCCAGUCACCGGAGGCGGAGCCGGAGCACAGACAGAGGGCGGAGCCACAGGUCCCACAGGUCUGGGUCCCGCAGCCGCAAUAGAAGGUCUCGCUCGCGUCACCGAAGGUCUCGCAGUCGCAGCAGAGAUCACGAUCGUGGCCAGCGCCGAACCCGAGACCGAGACCGAGACCGGACACGGGACAGAACUAAAGACAAAGACAAGGACAAAGCCAAAGACAAACAAAGGGAAACAGGGAACAUCAAAGCUGGAUUAGAACAUCUGACUCCUGCAGAACAGGCCAAAGCUCGUCUCCAACUGGUGCUUCAGGCUGCAGCUAAAACUGAUGAAGCACUGAAAGCAAAGGAGAGUAUGAAAGAAGACAAAACAAAGGAGGAAGAGGAAAUGUCUCUGGCCGAGCAGGUGAGGAGGAUAAAGGAUAUCGAGGCCAUUGAGAGCGACUCCUUUGUUCCUCAGGCUUUCAAAUCAUCUCGGGAUAGCACCAAGGUGACUGAUGUUUCAGAGAUCAAGAAAGAGGCAGAGGCUAUAAAAGAGGAAGUUGCCCUUCUGCCCACCUCCAUCAUGUACAAUGACAGCAACGCUCUGGCUCACCCUAACCUCUUCGUGGAUAAAGAGGAGGCAGAGAGCUUGUGGUUGAACAGACUGAUCUCUCUGCGUCAGGAGAGGCUCAUGGGGAGUCCAGUAUCCUGACCAGAUCCAGCUUCCUCAGACCUGUGGACUCGCUCCAGUUCUCCGUCAUUCCAGCGCAUCGCAGAAACGAGCUGGUGCUCCACCUGCUGGAUUCUAUGGGAAAUAUGAUUCCAGAUCACAUUUCAGCAUGGACUUAUUCUGAUUCUUCUUUGUUUGUUUAUUUUACAUCAUACUAACCGAUAUUAUUAACAUUAAGGUUUAGUCGUGAUUUACAUAAAAAUGUGUCCCUUUUUUAAGUUUGCGCAGACAUCCUUCUCAUCAACAUGAGUGACAGGUGUGUUUAGUGUGUGUUGGGGCUUUGUUGUUGCUGUUGUUAUUCUGUUUUUCUUUUUUUCAAAAUAAACGAUUGUUGUAAAUCUUGGAUAAAACCUUGUAGUCAUAAUGUUUUUAAAGAACAGCUCUGUGAAAACCUUUUGAGGAGUCACUGUAGAGUUUCUGUUUGUCAUUUUUAAUAUUCUACUGUGUUUAAUAAUCAGACUUUAGUGAGUGAGCUUGAGGGAAGUGAAGUAAAACCUGCUACAUGUCAGAGAUCCCAGAAUAAAGCUAUGAACUCAUUGUG
Messenger RNA from Carassius carassius (crucian carp), 1630 nucleotides. RefSeq names its product serine/Arginine-related protein 53-like. The record is from RefSeq and is a predicted model, not a curated record. Lineage: Eukaryota; Metazoa; Chordata; Actinopteri; Cypriniformes; Cyprinidae. Gene Ontology annotation, cellular component: cytoplasm; nucleus. The coding region runs from base 175 to 1071 and encodes 298 amino acids. Gene Ontology annotation, biological process: alternative mRNA splicing, via spliceosome. The transcript has 10 exons.